UAUUCAGUAUUCUUUUCCAUUUGCUUCUGUAAAUGGAAACAUACUCAAUCAAAAGGAUUUAAUUUCACUUUAAUUUUAACCACACGAAAAUAUAAGAAAGAUUUCGAAUAUAAAUAAAUAUAUUUUUUGAAAUAACAAAUUUUUGACAGACUUAUUUUAUAUUACAGUCAAAUAAGAUCGAUUUGAGUUUCGUUUCUGUAUUCUUUUUUAAAAACAUUUCUUUCUUUUGUCAAAGGUGUGAAUGCACCCUAAAGUCAGAUACAUAAACAAACAGUUGAGUUGAGAACCUAUAAUUUUUGCAAAUUUUUGUGAUUUGUGCUUUUUCGUUAGUUAGAUUUUAGACUGUUAGUGUUUCUUACAAGUUUCAAAGUUUUCAGCUGCAUAGCACGUGCCCAAGGUUUAAUAUUAUUUAAUUCUCAAAACGAAAGGAUCCUAAAAUUUUCGAAGAAAACUAUUUACGUUAAGUGUUAAUGAACUAUGUCAGCUAAAAUCGCUAAAAUCGCUAAAAUGGAUAACACCUCAAUGCUUACUGAUACAGAGGAGAAAAAUUAUAUUUCACAAGCAAAGUAUCGUCACUAUUCAUUAAAGUGGACCAUCAAUGAAUUCGACUUGGUUUGCAACACCAUGAAAGCGAUUGAAUCUCCAAGAUUUCCUGCGACACCAACAAAAGAAGGACAAUGGUUUUUUCGAUUGGAACUCGUAAAAUUGGAGCAAAACAAUGACGAGAUAUUUAAAAUUAUAUUAAGCAACACAUCUAAAAUGAAAACGAUUAUAGAAUGUGAUCAUAAUAUUUUUAAUUCUUCAAAAAUCGGACUUGGUUUUCACGCUACUGAGUUUAUUAUUAAGCUUGAAAGAUUUUGGACUAAAUCUGGAUCAGACAUGUUUAAACAUUUAGAAUGGGAUAAAGUAGAAGAUAAAACUGUUACAUUAAUUUGUAAACUUAGCGUUUUUGAUUCUUUUAACGAUAUUAUUCCAAAGCAAUUGACUCAUGUAAAAGAAGACAAUCUUCUCAAUCAAAUUGAAUGUUUUUAUGAUGAUCAAACAUUCAAAGACGUUACUCUCAGAGUUGAUGACAAAGAAUUCAAUGCUCACAAAACAAUCCUAAUUCUUCGCAGUCCAGUAUUCGCAGCAAUGUUCAAAUCCAAAAUGACUGAAGAGCAAACUUCAAGUGUCGAAAUCAAAGAUAUAAACCCAACGAUUUUCCAAAAAAUGCUUCGCUUCAUUUACACUGAAAAAGUAGAGGAUUUAGAAGACUCAGCAGCUGAACUUUAUUACGCAGCAGAAAAGUAUCAACUUGGAAAACUAAAAACGAUGUGCAUAAACAGUUUAUACAAAAAUUUAUCUACAGAUUCAGUUAUAGAAACCCUAAAACUAGCGGAAAUUUUUUCAAUCUUCGAUUUAAAGCGAAAAGCUUUUGAAUGUUUAGCUUCGAAUUUAGAAGAAUUAAAAGAAACUCACGAAUUUUUACAAUUGGCAGAAAAUUUUCCACAUUUCUAUAAAGAAAUCAGCAAAGUGCAAAAAGUGAACAAUGAUUGUAAAAUGAACUGUGCUGUUCAGCAUUCCGCAGCGACCAAAUAUGAAUUAAAAUUUAAAUUAAUUUAAAGAAGUUGAAAAAGUAAUUUUCAUCGUUAUAAUUAAACAUUAUUUUAUUUUAUGAAAAACAUUAAAAAUGUUAAACAUUAUUGUAGUGCUUAUCACCAAAAAAUUAUGAUUUUAUACAUCGUUGUAAAGUUUGCGCAUAGAUUCAAUAAUUUUCUUUUAUUACUUUUAUAUUGAUUUUUCUUUAUUUUAAACAAACAAUAAAAAAGAAAAUGUUUCAUGUGUUUUGUUAAUCGUCAAUUCUAAAUUGAAUCUUUCUUUAAAAAUGUAUAAAAUAUGUGCAUUUAUUUUGUGUUUAUAAAUAAACUGAAUAUUGCAUAAAGAGAAAUUGUAUAUUUAAAUUAAAUAAGUAUUA
This is a messenger RNA of Leptopilina heterotoma, 1954 nucleotides long. Its product is annotated as speckle-type POZ protein-like. Gene Ontology annotation, molecular function: ubiquitin protein ligase binding. Gene Ontology annotation, biological process: proteasome-mediated ubiquitin-dependent protein catabolic process; regulation of proteolysis. The transcript has 2 exons. The record is from RefSeq and is a predicted model, not a curated record. Gene Ontology annotation, cellular component: cytoplasm; nucleus. The coding region runs from base 478 to 1602 and encodes 374 amino acids. Lineage: Eukaryota; Metazoa; Arthropoda; Insecta; Hymenoptera; Figitidae.